This is a messenger RNA of Symphalangus syndactylus (siamang), 3125 nucleotides long. It is a transcript of the gene MROH9, whose product is annotated as maestro heat like repeat family member 9. Lineage: Eukaryota; Metazoa; Chordata; Mammalia; Primates; Hylobatidae. The record is from RefSeq and is a predicted model, not a curated record. Gene Ontology annotation, cellular component: cytoplasm.
UUUACCUUUGGCUAAGAGGUAAUAUACUAGAGUUUCUCUUCACUACUUUGUCUCACCAGUGAUUACAGAGAAGUUACAAAUAUCAUUAGUAGUAGAAGACUUUAAUCCACCUCUGUCAGCAUGUUGACAAGGAAUCCAAAAACAAAGUGUAGUCUCCAGAUUCUGAAAAACAGUGUGAAACGGCACCACAUGGCACAUAAAGUUAGCAGCCUAUUGGAUGCAUACUCAGGCCUGUUAAGUAAUGAAUCCAUGAUCCUGGCUGUGAACUCCAGCUUUGUGGAUCCCUUACUGCAGUUUGAAUCUCAGUUGAAGAUAAUAGAGUCAUCCUUUGGAAUGCUGGUUGUCAUGCCAAGUCUGGACAAAGUGAAAGAAAUGGGGAGCAGUUAUGAGGACAUUGAGGACAUGCAGAAUUUAUACCACAAAAUUUUACAUAUAUAUGAGAACAUUCUUAUGACCUUGGUGUCUAAAGACCUCUACAAAUUACAGAUCUUAAAGGAAAUGCUCGUGUGGAUGAGUAAAGAUAGCUCAUAUCUGCAAAAGAGAAUAAUGGUGAUCAUCAACAAGGUGUUAAGAUUUACAGUCAGGAAAGUCAGAAAAUAUACAAGUGUUGAUGCUCCAUGUUUGGGUCUCCUGGCAGCAGAGCUCUCUCUUUUGUGUUCCCAUGAAGAUCCCUCGACUGUACAACAAGCAUCAUUGGGAAUGUGUCACCUUCUCUGCAUUGCACAGUGUCAGAAUGAUAUUGGAAAAGAUAAGCCUACAAACGGUAAAACUCAUAGCCUCCAGUUUCCUUCUUCUGAUGUAGAAUUUCUACCCAAGGAGUUUCAACAAGACAAAAGUAAAAUAGCUCAGAGAGUAGGGCAAACCUUACUGCCUUCCUUGCUGACUGACUUUGUGUGGAGUCUCCUGAUGAAACUCUCUUCACCUGAUGAUAAAAUCGCAUCUGAUGCAGCAUCCAUACUGAAAUUUACUCUGGAAUUUCAUGCCGAGAAGGUCACCAUGGUGUCUAAGAUUGUGGAUACUAUUUAUAGGCAAUUGUGUGAUAACAAUUGCAUGAAGGAUGUUAUGUUGCGGGUUAUCACUUUGUUGACACGUACUUCACCCAAGAAGGUCAUCUUUCAACUUAUGGACUACCCAGUUCCAGCAGACGACACUCUGAUACAGAUGUGGCAGGCGGCAGGUUCUGAGGCGAGCGUGGCCCCUGACGUGCUGAAGACAAUCUUAUUGAUACUGAAAGCAAUGCCUGGGAAAAUGGAGGACACCCUAACGGAAGGAAAAUGUUUCCCUCUUGACGUUACCAACUUGAUGCCUUUGGCGGCAUCCCAGGCCCUGUGCACCUUUCUGCCUCUUGGUUCCUACAAGAAAGCGGUGGCCCAGUUUUUCCCCCAGCUCUUGACGACCCUUAUGUUCCAAGUCUUCUACAGCAGUAAGCUGAAACCGAAACCUAAGGACAGGACUUUGUAUGCCCAGGAUGCCCUGAGAGUUCUGCUGAAUUGUUCUGGACUGCAACAGGUGGAUAUUACUCUAAUGGAGAAGAAUUUCUGGGACCAGUUAUCUGAAGAUCCGUGUUACGCAGUCUACUUUAUUGCUAAAACUCUCAGUGAAUAUAACUUUCCACAGUUUCCGGAGACCCUGCGUUAUCUCUAUAAGCUCUCAGUAGAAGGUCCUAGAAGGUCAGAAGACACUGUCACCAUAAUAAUAUUCCUCACUGAACUUCUGAAUAACUUCUUCAAGGACCGUUUACCAGAAGAAUUUUUGGUCCUCUUCACAAACUGGAUCAAUGAUUCCAAUCCUGUAGUUAGCAAACUGAUCCUUCAUAGACUUGUCUACAUGGCACCAGUUAUCAAUAAGACAGAAAAUGUCAGCAGUAUAUUAAUAGCCAUCCUGGAUGCCUUCCUUUCCAAAGACGAUACUGUUGUACUUCAGGCCUUGUUCACCCUUAGAUGGCUUUUAAACGAACUGGACAAAGUGACCUACUCUUUGGGUACCGGAAUUGGUUCCAGCUACUGUCCUCUGAUGGAUCAUAUUAAUGGAGGCAUUCGAAGUAUGGCAAUUCAACACUUUGGUCAAUUAGUUAGGGAUAUGAGAGAGUACACAUGGAUGCUGAAUGAUGUGAUUCUAGAAGGCUUGGUGCCCCUAAUCCUAUUUUUGGAGGAUGACGAUAAAAGAGUAGCUGAAGCAUGUAAAAAUACAUUAAAAAUUUGUACCUCACAAUUAAAGUGGUCAACAUCACGUUUGCUCAAAGAUAAAAAUUACAGUUUUGAGAUGGUGGUGCUCAGUAUCUGUAACAAUCUUAUUAUUUCUCAUAGGAACUACAUUAGAGAUUUGAUAUCUGAUACCUUAGGAUUCCUGUGGAGCUCCAGAACAUAUCUUAAGAGGGCGUCGGUUAUUUUGAUAGGAUAUUUGGCAAAAUCAGGUGGUCAUUUACUGCUUAGAGAUGAAAUCGAAGUCAUGCUUCGUGUUAUUGAACGACUGCUCCAAGAUGAAGACCCUAUGAUCGAAGAGUUGGCCGAAAUAACCUACGAUAUUUUUAAGAAAAUAGCCCAUAAACUGACCUCUGCAACUCUUAAACAAAACUUCCAAAAAUUGCUUAAAUUCUUCUACAUCAAAAAAUUGAAGCCUCUUUACAAUUAUAACUCACCCAAUAGCCAGAUAGACAGUCCUACAGACAGUAAAGAUGUCAAGAAUGAUAAGGCCUUAUAGAAGAGAAUGAUGAUGACAUUCAUCAUUCAUAAACAAUGGGAAGUCCAACAAUGUCUUGGAGCCGACCUUAGAAGAAGAAUGAUUUUUCUUUCCCUCCUGACAACUUGAGUCUGUUUGUAGAUGCUUUUCUGAAAAAUGGUGGAAGCUUUUACUGUUACUUCUUAAUUCUCUAUUAAAAUAUAGAAAUCUGAGAAAACUGGUGCCUCUGUAUGUCUGACAGUGAUCAGAAGCCCUAUUUCAUCAAAACCACUAAGACAAUUGAAAAUAACAUAAGCAAAGUGUUUGAUGAGAAGCUCUGGGAACUUGAUUCAGUCCAUAAGCUCUACUGAGCACCUUCUAAGUGCCAGAUACUGUGUUAGGCAGUGGGGACAUUUGGAUGAUAUAGACAAGGUUCCUGACCUCAGGAUGGGCACAGUCUAGUGACA